GUUAGACUUUAUUAAUGGUGUGUAAAUUGUUUCUAUAAUAAUGUCAGCCGAACACAAUGGUGUUCUUAUAGGUCCAAGGGUAUGUAUAUGUGUAGCAAAAUCAAAUUUAAUUUUGCAUUUCAGUUUAUGUGGUUUUUUUUGCAAGGUUACUGAUUUAUUUUUAUAUGAAGCUUCUUUGCGGUCGGGGACAAGAAUCAUUAGUGUUUAUUUUUGGUGUGUCAUAGUAUUCUAACACUUAUCAGCGUGAAGAUUUGUGUUUCUUGUUGUCUAUUACUAGUGUUUAGUUUUUGUCACCAUAUCUUACUUUGACUGGUGCCACCAUAUCAGCGGUUAUUUGUGGUGUCACUUGGCACUUAAUGACAUAAUACACUCCGUUGAAUGAGCAAAAUAUAUACUCAAAGGAUCUGAACUUGUUCAAGCUUCUUCUGGUUACUCCCCUAGUCCCCUCCCCUUUAUAAUUUCAUAUUAUCUUCUUUAUUAUUGUUAUUAUUAUUAAAAAAUCAUUACUAUAUCAGCUAAUUUUAGCCAAUAUUAUAGUGAGUUGUUAAUUUUAGUAAAUAUAAAGCCCAUUGAUCGUAAAUUUUUGUUGAAUUUAAGUUUUAAAUAUUUUUUAAAUUGAAUUUCAAAUUUUUUAUGAUUGCAUAUGCCCUCCCACCAUCAUUUUCCAUGCUUCAAAGUUUAAUGUGGGUCAAUUCUUAAGCAUUUAUUUCUGAUUUCUGAUUGACACUGCUUCUAUAUAUGGCUCCGAACAGGCUCUGGGAGAAGCCAUUGCUGAAACCAUUAAACUUGGUCUCACAAGCUCCAGGGAUGAACUUUUCAUCACUUCUAAGUUAUGGUUAUCUGAUAACCAUCCCGAUCUUGUUCUUCCUACUCUAUGGAGUCUGGACUUCACUGGAACAAUGUCACAAAUUGGGGCUUGCAAAAUCAAUUGGAGUCAGCAAUUUUUCUAUCAACAAACUUCAACAUUUCCUUUCUUUCGCUACAAUUCUUCUUGCGGUUAGCCAAAUUGACUUGAAGCACAUUUUCUGCAAGAUGUUUGUGAGGUCUACCCAGAAAAAUUGUCAAACUAUGAAGAGAAGAUCAAAAGCUUCUUUGAAGAGCAUCUUCACACCGACGAAGAGAUCCGCUAUUGUGUUGCUGGAAGUGGUGUGUUACGGCCUGGCCCAAACUCACGCGGGUCAACCCGACCCGAGUUCUAGCCGGCCCAGUACUCCACCCGACCCGGACACGCGUCCCGUACGGCUCGCCCGCAGCCGAAGGACAGCGCCCUUGAGGGUAUGGGCCUGACCAUUGAAGGGGGCCCACUACUGACAUGUAUAUAAGGGGGAGACUGGCUCUCCCCCCAAGGUACGUCACAUUCACACACCAUUUCCUCUCCGCCUGCACAUAUUCUGACUAGGGCGUCGGAGUGUCUUUGCAGGUGGCACCCCCUCCAUACGAAGUGCUCGGGACCUCGCUCCCCCAGGACCAGGAAAUUACGACCAAACGAGUUUCUCCGCUAACCGAAGCGUUGACCUCAGGAUCCUGAUCCGAACCGUCCGGUACCCGACCUACCGAACAAGGUGUUUGGCUUGAAUUUAAAUGUAUUUUUUACUUAGAUAGAUAAUAUUUGUAAGAUUUUUAGUGUUAUAUUCCUCUUAUUUUAUUUGAACU
Messenger RNA from Arachis ipaensis, 1653 nucleotides. The record is from RefSeq and is a predicted model, not a curated record. NCBI's taxonomy places the organism in Eukaryota, Viridiplantae, Streptophyta, Magnoliopsida, Fabales, Fabaceae.